Messenger RNA from Tauraco erythrolophus (red-crested turaco), 1475 nucleotides. The record is from RefSeq and is a predicted model, not a curated record. NCBI's taxonomy places the organism in Eukaryota, Metazoa, Chordata, Aves, Musophagiformes, Musophagidae.
CUCUCUGCCCUAAUGUCAUAAAUCAGCGGCACUUGAGAACUCUGCAUUACCUCUUCUACAAGAGGUUCGUUGAGAAAACCAUGACUCAGGAGAACUGGACAGAUCACGUUCAGAGCACAGUUGGAGAGAAUCGAUGGCUUCAAGGGCACCUGAUACAGUUGCUCAUCAGUUACUGUGAUUUGAACACGGCGGCAAGGUGGGCACAACGCUGCAACUUGCCCAAGGAGAUGCUGCCUUAUGGAGUGGCUGAUGAGCUUCAGAAGCUUCAGAUCCAAGAGAGGGUAGAAGAGGCGGUGAAAGCAGACGAUUAUGAAGAGAGUAAGAAGGACUAUUACCAGCUUCCUAUUCCACGGGCAAAUAUUCACUUCCUGCAGACAUGGGAAGAGACACUGCAGUGCUGGGAAAAGGUGCUGCAGCCGGGACAGGUUGUUGGCAUUGACAUGGAGUGGCGGCCUUCGUUCGGCAUGGUCGGGAAGCCCCGUGUCUCCCUCCUUCAAAUCGCCCUGCAGGAUGAGGUGUUCCUGCUUGACUUGCCACGGCUGCUCGAGCAAGCCGAGACGGAGGCUGAGAAGGAGAAGCUUCCCCAUUUCAUCCAGAUGCUCUAUUCGGAUGCAGCCAUCACUAAGCUGGGUUAUGGGAUGUCUGGAGACCUUAGCAGCCUUGCAGCCACGUGGUCUGCUUUGAAAGACAUGGAUAAGCAAGCACGAGGUGUGAUCGACCUACUCAAAGUAGACAAAAAACUGCAGAAGAGCUCCAUUGACUGGAAGAAGGGUGGCCGGAAGGUCGAUGUACUGUCCCCGGAGCAAAGCUAUGAGGAUAGAGGGUUCAGGCAGCCGGAGAAAGGACUCAGCCUCUUGGUGCAACAUGUGCUGGGGAAACCUCUAGAUAAAACAGAGCAGCUGUCUAACUGGGAGAAACGGCCUCUCCGGGAGGAGCAGAUCCUCUAUGCAGCUUCAGAUGCGUACUGUUUGCUGGAGAUCUACGAGAAACUCCGUAAGGAUCCAGCGAGCUUCGGUCUGAGUUCAGACCUGACCGAGAGUCUGGUGGGAAAACCAAGCGUAAAACCCAGGGCAAAGAAGCAGCUGAAUAAACAAGAAGUACCGUCACCUUCUGGACAGCAAUGCAAAGGACCCAAAAAGGAGACCUCGUGUUCCCCUGCACCCAUCUCCCCAAAGGAGUUCAGCGUGGUCUGCGAUAACAUGCUGCAAGGCCUCGGGCGCUAUCUGCGCUGCCUUGGCGUAGAUGUCCGGAUGCUGGAGAAUGAGGAUGACCAUAGGAAAGCUGCUGAGAUUGCCCGACAGGAAGGAAGAGUCAUUUUAACCUCUGGACUCCCGUACCAGACUCUGCAGUCCCAGGUUGCAGAAGGAAGGUGCUUCUCUGUGAACUGCUCAGAAAAGGCGAGAGAACAGGCCCUGCAGGUUCUGAAGCACUUCAACGUUCAAGUGUCCCUGGCAGAUAUCUUCAGCCGCUGCCAG